This is a messenger RNA of Penicillium malachiteum, 3096 nucleotides long. RefSeq names its product glycoside hydrolase family 35 protein. Gene Ontology annotation, biological process: carbohydrate metabolic process. Gene Ontology annotation, molecular function: beta-galactosidase activity. Gene Ontology annotation, cellular component: vacuole. The record is from RefSeq and is a predicted model, not a curated record. Bases 1 to 3096 code for a protein of 1031 amino acids. The transcript is spliced from 5 exons. NCBI's taxonomy places the organism in Eukaryota, Fungi, Ascomycota, Eurotiomycetes, Eurotiales, Aspergillaceae.
AUGCGGGCUGCAUUUUCACUAUUUUUCCUGGCUUGGCAAAUCUUUGGGAUUAGCCUUGCCCUCCUUUCUACAUCAACGUCCGCUAAGAAAGACAUUUCCUCAGUGCCUCAGCUCCAAAAUAACAUCACCACCGCUAGUCUACAAGAUAUAGUGACCUGGGAUGAGAAAUCUCUCUUUGUCCGCGGUGAGCGUGUAAUAAUCCUGUCUGGGGAAUUCCAUCCUUUCCGUCUCCCAUCGCCUGGACUUUGGCUCGAUGUGUUCCAAAAGAUUCGCGCUCUUGGUUUCUCCGGCGUCUCAUUUUAUGUGGACUGGGCACUGGUCGAAGGCGAGCCCGGGCACAUCCGUCCCUUUGGAGUGUUUGCACUGGAGCAGUUCUUCGAUGCUGCACAGGAAGCUGGAAUCUACCUCAUCGCCCGCUCCGGCCCAUAUAUCAAUGCAGAGGUCUCGGGAGGAGGCUUCCCAGGAUGGCUAGGGCGCCUGGAUGGUCAAUUGAAGCGGACAGAUCCAGCCUAUCUCGCGGCCAUCACCCCUUAUAUAGCCGCCAUAGGCAAGAUCAUGGCACAGGCCCAGAUCACCAAUGGUGGCUCUAUCAUUCUCUUGCAGCCUGAGAAUGAGUAUACCUUGUGCGUGUUCGAAGAUGGAUAUACGCAAAUGAAUAACAUGACUAUCACCUCUGUUGAUAGCUCGUGUUUGGAGAAAGAAUAUAUGGCUUACGUCGAGCAUCAAUACCGUCAGGCAGGCGUGGUAGUGCCUUUCAUUUUCAAUGAUGCAUAUCCUGAGGGCAACUUUGCCCCCGGCUCCGGCACUGGAGCCGUCGACAUCUACAGCUUUGACGCUUAUCCUCUAGGAUGGAGUACAGCACCUACGAAUUCGUCGGACUGGUCGGCAAUGACUAGUCCUCUACUCAUGUAUAAUUACACUGUGCAUCUGGCCGAAAGCCCAACUACCCCGUUCUCCAUAUCCGAAUUCCAAGGCGGAGCACCUGACUCCUGGGGUGGAGUAGGGGCAGCUGCCUCGGCUGCUUUUAUUGGGUCUGAGUUUGAACGGGUGUUUUAUAAGCUCAACUACGGCUACCGGGUUGCAAUCCAAAGUCUCUACAUGAUAUUCGGUGGUACCAACUGGGGCAACUUGGGAUAUCCAGGAGGAUACAGCUCGUAUGAUGUGGGCGCGGCUAUCUCCGAAGAUCGGCAGGUGAUUCGGGAGAAGUACAGCGAGCUGAAGCUACAGGCGGGAUUUCUCCAAGCAUCCUCCGCUACAUACCUUACCUCACAACCGGACAAUGGUAGUUACGGGGUCUGCACUGACAGUACGACUUUGGCGACCACCCGGUUGACCUCUAACGCUACAAGCUUCUAUAUUGUCCGACAUGGGGAAUUGCCAGAUGAAAGCACGGUCUUAUACAGGCUAAACAUUGCUACCUCGAUUGGAAAUGUCAGUGUACCUCAGUUGGGAGGAAAUCUCAGCCUUCAUGGACGCGACUCGAAAAUCCAUGUGGCAGACUACGAUGUGGGUGGCAUCAACCUGAUCUACUCCUCAGCCGAAGUCUUCUCUUGGAAGAAAUCAGGCUUGAAAUCAGUUCUGGUUUUAUACGGAGGGGAAGAUGAGACGCAUGAGUUUGCAAUCCCGCGAGAAUUGGGAAAGCCCUCCACCAUCGAAGGAACUGGUCUGGAUAUUGACUCGGCGGCCUCCUCUCACGCCAUUGUCAUCAAGUGGUCUGUCGAACCAGAGCGUCGGGUAGUUCAUUUUGGGGAGCAGCUUGAGGUUCAUCUUCUAUGGCGCAACGAGGCAUACAAGUACUGGGUUUUAGAUCUUCCCAUCUCGGGCUCCCUCCAGCGCCACGCCUCUUCUUUACGUUCCAAUAGUUCGGUGAUCGUGAAGGCGGGCUACCUCCUCAGGACGGCAGACGUUGUGGGCGAGACACUGAAGUUGGUGGGCGAUCUCAAUAUUACCACCGAGCUUGAAAUUAUAGCCGCUCCUCCUAACAUCAAUGUGGUCACAUUCAAUGGGAAGCAUGUAGAAACCAAGCGGACCGCCGGACGUUUGAAUGAUCAACGCUGGCAUUAUAUCGACUCACUUCCAGAGGUCCAGGCCAACUACAACGAUCAGAAGUGGACCGUCUGCAAUCACACCCACUCUACAAAUCCCCGGAAUCUGACAACCCCUUUCUCCCUUUAUGCGACUGACUAUGGGUACCAUUCCGGCUCGCUCCACUACCGGGGUCAUUUCAUCGCCAAUGGGUCCGAGAACGCGUUGUAUCUUCUGACAGAGGGUGGUUAUGGUUACGGCCACUCGGUUUGGCUGAACGACACGCACCUAGGCUCGUGGCCGGGCACCUCGACCGAGAUGUUCCACAACCAAACUCUAAGUCUCCCCCACGGGGGCCUGCAGUCCGGCACUCCCUACAUAAUCACCGUCCUCGUUGAUCACAUGGGAUACGACGAGAGUUUUCCCGCCAACGCAUCCUUCCUGAAAGAUCCGCGGGGACUGGUGGAUUACAGCCUCAACGGCCGAGCCAAGGAAGCCGUCAAAUGGAAGAUCACUGGAAACCUUGGAGGAGAACAAUACUUCGAUCACAGUCGGGGUCCUUUGAACGAGGGCGCCUCAUUUGCUGAGCGCCAAGGUUAUCAUCUCCCAGGCGCGCCACUCCUUCAAGAGUUUACUUCCUCUCUCGCUCCAACAAAGAUCCCCAUCCACCAGCCUGGGUUAGGCUUCUGGGCCACUUAUUUCAACCUCAGUCUUCCCGCAGACUAUGACAUUCCCACCAGUGUCGUCUUAUCCAACACAACCAUUCUCUCCAAUGGCACCGAUACAUCGCUCUCUAGGCCGGCGCGCUUCCGCUGUGUGCUCUUCGUCAACGGGUGGCAAUUUGGCAAGUAUGUGAAUCACAUUGGGCCGCAAUCUCACUUUCCCAUUCCUGAGGGGAUCCUUAACCACAAUGGUAUCAACUACCUGGCAUUGGCCGUCUGGUCACAGGACACGGAGUCCUUCCAACUCGCGGGGUUGAAGCUGCAGGCUGAAGCUGUCGUCCUGCGUGGAUACGAGAAACCUAGUUUGGUACCAGCGCAGUCGUUUACUCCACGUAAAUCCAGCUACUAG